CCGGUGGCCGCCUGAGCGGCGGGACGUCGCCCGCUCGGUUGUGUCCCGGGUGCCUCCCGCGUGACUGACUUCAUGUCUGACAGACUUCGUGUCUGACUGACCUGCCGCCCCGAGUCCUUGCGGGCCCCCCUCUUCUCGCCCCCCAGCCCCAGCCCUCUUCCGUCCGGGCGGGUCCCCGGCUUCCAUCUCCCACCCCGAGCGGGUUCCCUGUCCCGCCCGCCGUCCUCCGGGGGGCCCUGGGUGAGCCCCGGCCCCAUGGCGCUGCAGGCGUUGCAGAGCUCGGGGGUGGCCUUCCGCAAGAUCCUGUCUCACUUCCCCGAGGAGCUGAGCCUGGCUUUCGCCUACGGCUCGGGGGUGUACCGCCAGGCGGGGCCCAGCUCAGACCAGAAGAAUGCAAUGCUGGACUUUGUGUUCACAGUUGAUGACCCCGUCGCAUGGCAUUCAAAGAACCUGAAGAAAAACUGGAACCACUACUCUUUCCUAAAAGUGCUGGGGCCCAGGAUUAUCACUGCUGUCCAGAAUAACUACGGUGCUGGGGUUUACUACAACCCGUUGAUCACAUGUGACGGGAGGCUUAUCAAAUACGGAGUUAUUAGCACCAGUGUUUUGAUUGAAGAUCUCGUCAACUGGAAUAACCUAUACAUUGCUGGUCGACUCCAAAAACCAGUGAAGAUCGUGGCGAUGAAUGAGGACGUGGCUCUGCGCUCAGCCCUGGAUCAAAACCUGAAGAGCGCUGUGACUGCGGCUUUCCUCAUGCUCCCGGAAAGCUUUUCUGAGGAAGACCUGUUUACAGAGAUCGCCGGGCUCUCCUACUCAGGUGACUUUCGGAUGGUGGUUGGAGAGGAUAAGGCAAAAGUGUUGAAUAUCGUGAAGCCCAACAUGGCCCACUUCCGGGAGCUGUACGGCAGCAUUCUGCAGGAGAGCCCCCAGGUGGUGUAUAAGCCCCAGCAGGGCAGCCUGGAGAUCGAUAAAAGCCCAGAAGGACAAUUCACUCAGCUAAUGACAUUGCCCAAAACCUUACAGCAGCAAAUAAAUCAUAUUAUGGACCCUCCUGGAAAAAACAGAGAUGUGGAAGAGACUUUAUUCCAAGUUGCUCAUGACCCCGACUGUGGCGAUGUGGUGCGUCUAGGGCUCGCAGCCAUCGUGAGACCUUCCAGCAUCAGACAGAGCACCAAAGGCGUUCUCACAGCCGGUCUGAAGAAAUCAGUGGUUUAUAGCUCACUCAAACUGCAUAAAAUGUGGAAAGGAAGGCUGAGAAAAACGUCCUGACUUUUAUCUAUUUUAUGUUUAGCUGAAUAAAAUGGUCCUUUUUGACAGAA
Molecule: messenger RNA, 1319 nt
Organism: Dama dama (fallow deer)
Lineage: Eukaryota; Metazoa; Chordata; Mammalia; Artiodactyla; Cervidae
Gene: TAMM41
Product: TAM41 mitochondrial translocator assembly and maintenance homolog
Exons: 8
Coding region: 256-1269 (337 amino acids)
Biological process (GO): CDP-diacylglycerol biosynthetic process; cardiolipin biosynthetic process
Cellular component (GO): mitochondrion
Molecular function (GO): phosphatidate cytidylyltransferase activity
Source: RefSeq, a predicted model, not a curated record